Manis javanica (Malayan pangolin) is the source of this 1049-nucleotide messenger RNA. The record is from RefSeq and is a predicted model, not a curated record. Lineage: Eukaryota; Metazoa; Chordata; Mammalia; Pholidota; Manidae.
UUCAAAAAGAUAUAGUGCGCAUCCUCCCCAGUUUAGAUGUUGAAGUCAAAGACAUUACUGACAGUUAUGAUGCCAACUGGUUUCUUCAGCUGUUAUCGAUGCAAGAUCUUUUUGAGAUGACCAGUGAAGAAUUCCCCAUAGUGGCUGAAGUCAUAGAAGCGCCUAAAGGAAACCAGUUGUCCGGAAGCAUAUUACAGCCUGGGAAAACCAUUACGAUCCACAAAAAGUACCAGGCAUCGAGGAUCUUAGCUUCAGAAAUUCGAAGCAAUUUUCCUAAAAGACACUUCUUGAUCCCCACUAGUUAUAAAGGCAAAUUCAAGAGGCGACCUCGAGAGUUCCCAACCGUGUAUGACCUGGAGAUAGCAAAGAGUGAAAAGGAACCUCUCCACGUGGUGGCCACCAAAGCCUUUCAUCCCCCUGACUGUGAGCUGUCCUCCGUAUCUGUCGGGGACCAGUUUCUAGUGCAUCACUCACAGACGACUGAAGUGCUUUGUGAGGGGAUCAAAACAGUGGUGAAUGUCCUGGUCUGUGAAAAAAUCCUCAGAAAAUCCUGUGAGGCAGCCGCGCUCCCUUUGUACAUGGAGGGAGGUUUCGUAGAGGUGAUUCAUGAUAAGAAACAGUACCAGAUUGCUGAGCUCUGUGCACAGUUCUGUUUGCCCUUCAAUGUGAAGGUAUCAGUGAGAGAUCUUUCCAUUGAUGAGGACAUUUUAGUUGCCACACCAGGACUGCAGUUGGAGGAAAUGAUCACAGACUCUUACCUACUCAUAAGCGACUUUGCCAACCCCAUGGAGUGUUGGGAAAUUCCCGUUGGCCGCUUGAAUAUGACCGUGCAGUUAGUUAGUAAUUUGUCUAGGAAUACAGAAUCGUUUCUGGUCAGGACUCUGGUGGAAGAGAUCACUGAAGAACAAUAUUACAUGAUGCGGAGAUAUGAGAGCUCUAUCUUGCACCCUCCACCUCGCCCACCCAAACAUCCCUCCUUGGAAGAAACAAAGUUAACUCUGCCAACCUCAGCAGAAGAAAAGACACUGGGUCAGCCUAAGUCUCCCAAG